Anoplopoma fimbria (sablefish) is the source of this 4774-nucleotide messenger RNA. It is a transcript of the gene adgb, whose product is annotated as androglobin. NCBI's taxonomy places the organism in Eukaryota, Metazoa, Chordata, Actinopteri, Perciformes, Anoplopomatidae. Gene Ontology annotation, biological process: proteolysis. The record is from RefSeq and is a predicted model, not a curated record. Gene Ontology annotation, molecular function: calcium-dependent cysteine-type endopeptidase activity.
UGCAAUGUCUAAGACACAGCCCAAGAAAAAGGAGUCCUCCUUAAGUAAAGUCUCUUUAUCCGACCGACAGACUGAACCAGCGUCCCUAGCAGCCACUUCCUCUGAGAGCCUAGGAGGUUUAUGGAGAUGCAGAUUUCCCAUUUGGCCUGAGUGGAAUGAUGCAGAAGUCAACAAGGAGAAAUGGGACUCAAGUAAAGGAGCUGAAGACGGAAAGACGACCAAGAAUCACAAUGCUCCAUUUUUUGAAGAUCCUGAGGGAAAAAUUUCACUGCCUCCAUCUAUGAAAGUGCACUCCUGGAAGCGUCCUACAGAGUUCAUUGUCAACAAGAGUCUCACCGUUGUUGAAAAUCAAGUGACCUUUGACCUAAUCUCCCCCAAUGAUCAUCUGAUUUGCAGUGAGCUGAUGAGGUGGGUCAUCAGUGAGAUCUGUAUUGUUUGGACGCUGCAUAACCGCACAAAUACAGAACAUGAUUGUUGGAGACCUUGGGAGCACAUCUACUCGCUGUGUAAGGUGGCGAAAGGUCAUGUGCCUCUCUACAACAACUAUGGGAAAUACGUGGUCAGACUCUAUUGGAUGGGUUGCUGGAGGAAGAUAACAAUAGAUGAUUCGAUGCCAUUUGAUGAAGAAAACAACCUCCUUCUUCCUGUCUCCACCUGUCAGUCAGAGCUGUGGCCAAUGUUGUUAGCCAAGGCUCUUAUUAAAGUGGCCAACACAAAUGUAGUGUCUGAGGUCUACGGAGAGAUGGGUGAGUUCACCUUUAUCCACACCCUCACUGGCUGGAUCCCAGAAAUCUGUCCGAUAAAGUCUGUAAACCUGGGAAAAACGUGGGAUUUCUUACAAGACACCAUUCCCAUAUUUACACACCCAGAUGAGAGUUUGCCGGAGAGAAAGUCUCAGACUGCAGAUCCAGCUGCAGGGAGACGUUCCAUCUGUAAUGAAAGCAAGAGUGAGAUGACCGAGCCAGAGACAAGUAAAGGUACCCCCGAGGUAGUGGUGUGUGCCAGCUACUACCCAUUACAGCCACAUAACAACUCCUUUGGGUUUGGACAAAUGGCUAAUUCCUCAGAGUUUCUUCGUCAGUGCGGUCUCUCCUUGCUGUACAGCCACAUUGUCCUGUUGACAAGAACCAGGGCAUGCCCGCUGGAGGCACCACCCAAACAUCCACCUGUACCCCAAUGGAAACUCAUCCGCCGGCGGAAGGAGAUCACGGUCACCGAUGAACCACAAAUGCUUCCUUUGUCAAAACCAGAACAGUUCAUUGAGGUUGCCAGCCCUUUUCUCUCCUACAAUGUCAAGAGUAGCGUUGGCCCGAUCCCUGAGUUAGAUGCCAAGGAGAGCUCUCAGAGGAAACGUUCCCAUGGAUCCCCUCUGGUGUCCAUUGCUGAGAGAGAGGAGAGCGAACACCGAGAAGGCCUCCAGCCUGAUGCAGCUGAAGUCACCACUGACUCACCAAACGGCACAAAAGACAAAAUAGAGGUUACUGCAAAGGACAUGAAGAAGGACAUUGAUGACAUAUCAAAUGAUCGACCCAAAACUGCAAUGGAAAAGUCUGUAACUGAGGAACCCUCGGCUCCUGUCAAACCCCUCCUGCAGGAGACCUGGAUGGACCUGAAUGACUUUGCUAAAUGCUUUCAGAAACUCUUGGUGUUUCAUAAAACGCCAAUCUACCCACAUCAUAUCAAGAAAUCACAUUUUAAGAGCACCGUCUUGUCCAAAACUACAUCAAGCACCAACUCUACUGGGUCAUCAACACACCUUACUGGAUCCCUCCCUGUGACGUCUACUGUAGCUAGCCCUGAAUGUCCAGAGGUGAGAGGCAAUCACUACCUGUAUGUGGACAGCCUGCAACCUACCCAGAUCCUGAUCAGCUUCUCUGCUCUGCUUCUCUGGGCAGAUGCCGCUGAGGAGAAAAAGGAAAUGUCCACAGCAUGUAUGUCUGCCGUUCUCAUCGCCCAGGCCUACUCCUGGACAAGCCUGCAGUCUCAGCUGCCAGUACUCACCAUCAAGACCACCUCCUCAAAGGCGGCCAUGCUCAAUUUACCCCCCGGGCGCCACGUCUUGUCCUUCCAGGCAAAGGCAGCACUGGGCUACCACGUUCACCUCUGCAGCAAGACACCUUUCAUGUUUGGGGAUGAAGAAACCAUCAUGUCACUCCUUACCAAGGAAAGUGCUCGUUUCACUGACCUUGCCUCGUCCAUAUGGAGGGCCCUCUCAAGAUUAGUGGCUUCCUUUAGCGAUGAGCAGGACCAGCCAGCAGCCAGAAGAACUCUAGAAGAGGCUUACUGCCCCCAAAACAUCAACACAGCCCUGGGAAAAGGGGAACUCCACAAGGUGUUUAACUCUGCAGUUCACAAGAUGCUGUUUGAGGCUCUGGGCAGGAAGCUGACAUCAGAGGAGCGGUUUGCCAUACUGGCCCUCACAGCUGACCCUUUCCUAUCGUCCACUGAUCCCAAAGAACACUCCCCUACAUUGGAUGCAGAAUCAAAGCCUCCAGAAAGCUGGAGAAACAGGGAGCCAACAGACAGGGAGGUUAAAGCAGUCACCGUUCUGCAGGUUGCAUUCAAAGGACACUUGGUGGGAAAGAUCUUGAGUGCCUCAAAACCAGGCACCAAGGAGAACCUCAGUGCAUCUAAGAUCCUUUUAGACAUGUGGCCGAAGGUUGAAUCGGAUGGAGAAAAACAUGCUGCCCUCUUGCUACGGUGUAUCAUUGACCACUCUGAGAGGAGAGCAGAGCUCUACUCCUGUCAGCAGGAUGAAUGGACCGGAGUCACCUUCGCUGAUUACUCCGUCUCUCUUCAAGACACAGCCAACUCCUGGGUCUUGGUCUUUAGAGAGGUGUUCCUGGUGCAUAAGGAGAUGAAGCUAGUACCAAAGGUCUACUCCCCAGUCCCUAAUUGUCUGCUACACGUCAUAAACAACGACACAGGAGAGGAGCUGGACAUGUUCUUCAACAAAGUAGCAACCCAUGUCUAUCAACCCAACAAGCUUGGUUAUACCUUUGUAGCAGAGGCUGUCACACCUGAAUCAACCCCUUCUGGUGCCAAGUGGAGGAUGCGCUUGAUUGGCGCAAGGGAACUUCUUCCAAAACUGUCCCGUGAGACUCCACUCAACACGUUCUCAGUGAAGGAAUUCCGUGAUUAUUACAUUCCCAAUGACGAAAACCUCAUAUGUCGUUACUUAGUGCAGGUGACUGCAGACGUCCUUGGAACAAUUCAGUUUCAGACUUCUAAGCCAGAGGUAUUGAUCCGUCUGUCCAUUCUGGACCAGGAGAAGGUGGUGGCCGGCAAUACUGGCAAGGGACAUGUGGUAAUUCCAGUGUUCUGCUUCCAGGCAAACAAAGAUGAAAAGAACCAGAACCAGAAGGGAUCCCCCACCCGGGGAAAGGGAGUCAAGGUGGUGGACACUCCCCAGGAGAAAGAUGAGGAGGACAGCAAAGCUGGGAAAUCAGACUCCUCGUCUGACCAGUUCCAGCCUCCCACAGAGACUAUGGUUCAUAAGUAUGUGGUGCAGGCAGAGGUGCUUCAUAAGAGCUGGGAUUUGGAUGAAUCUCAGCUGGCUUUUGUCCAGACACUCAGAGACUUGGAGAAGAAGGAAAUGAGAGUAUACAAGCUUGAGGACUUGAACCGAUCAUCCACCACUGACACGCCGCACCAACAUGGGCACAAAUCUGGCACACCCAAAGCCAACCGCAAAGGGGAAGGUGACAAGGAGAAGGGGAAGCCAGCUGCCAACUCUAAAUCUGGCUCCAGGCAGGAAACGAGCCUUGACCUGACUAAGGCGAACUGGACUCUGCGUGUGGUCACUGACAAGAGCAAAACGGAGAUCAUUGAGGUGUCAAAGGACACGGAGAGAACGGACCAGAUUCAAGCUAUUAAAAAAGCCUGGGUAAUGGCUGAACCAGGCCGCUGUGCCAAGGCUUUACAGUCUCGUUUCAAGUUUCUCAACCAGCAUCAAGCAAGUGAUGAAACCACUACAGAUGACGCAGAAAGCAUAGAGCAAGCUGUUUCCAGAUCUGAUCCUGGCACUGCUCUUAUUCUAUCUAAUAAAGAACUAACCAUGGACUACACUCCGUUCAUCAGACACCAAAAGGAUUUUCCAGCACUGAUGGACUCGCAGAUAGAGGAGAUCCAGCAGAAGGAGCGCUUAGAGAAGAUCCAGACUUACCGGUUGGUCCGAGACAAUGUGCUGGAGCAUCAGAAACAGCAGGAGCUCAACAGGAAGGAGCUAAUAAGACACCAGCUGGAGAUGUAUGAGCACAUGCAGGCAGUCUUGUGGCAGCGCUGUAAGAAAUUCCUGGAUGCUUGCGAGUCAUUAAGUAGCCGUCAGAUGGAGGCCGUGAAAAAGAAACAAGAAGAGAAACAAGGUCUGGAGGAUGCUCAACAGUCAGUCCAAGAAAGAACGCCCACCUCUUCUGCCAACCAGCAGCCAAACAAACGCGCCAAGAGUGCUGGCAAGAAGAAAUGAUGGUCAUUGGCACUAAGCUCCAGUCUAAAUUCUCCUCAGCAGACAGCUCUCAACAAGUCUGUUUGAACACUAAAUAAUCUUAAUUUACCAUAGUAGCCUGCACUAGAUGAUAUAAUACCUGACCAAUAGAUUGUUGUUGCACCUGAUUCAGAGCUGAGAGUGCUAUUGCAUUUGUCUUUAGACUCUUUUGAAAUAUGAAACUCUAAAAAGCUAGUUUGUUAAUGUUUAUAAUGUUUUUUACCAAAUGUAUUCAUACUUUCACAACGUGUGUACUGUAUUCCUUAUCAUAUUUAAAAAAAAAUACAUGCA